AUAUAUGUAUGUGUUAGGAAUAGGAAUAGUAAAGAUAUUUUCAAUAACUAGCCGCUGAAACCUGCGGAAAAAGCAAAAAACAAACCAUGGUAGAUUCUUCCACUUCCCAUGUUGAAGCCAACACACAUGUUUCUGACUUCUUGCUUGAGGAUGUUCCUCACUUGUCUGAUUACAUACCUGAUCUCCCUACAUAUCCUGAUCCUUUACAAGAUAAUCCUUCUUAUUCUGUUGUUAAACAGUAUUAUGUACAUCCAGAUGAUACAGUUGCACAACAGAUAGUUGUGCAUAAAAAUAGUCCAAGAGGGACUCUUUUUCGGCGUGCCGGGCCUGCUCAGAAGGUAUAUUUUGAUUCAGAGGAAGUGUAUGCUUGUGUUGUUACAUGUGGUGGUCUUUGUCCUGGUCUAAAUACAGUGAUAAGAGAAUUAGUUUGUGGCUUAUACCAUAUGUAUGGAGUGCAAAAAGUUUUGGGAAUAGGGGGAGGAUAUAGAGGUUUUUACUCUAGAAAUACAAUUCCAUUAACACCAAAGAUUGUCAAUGAUAUUCACAAACGUGGUGGAACCGUUUUGGGGACAUCAUAUGGAGGCCAUGAUACUUCAAAGAUUGUUGAUAGCAUUCAGGAUCGAGGCAUUAAUCAGGUUUAUAUACUUGGAGGAUUUGGAACUCAAAAUGAAGCAGCUAUGAUUUUUGAGGAAAUUAGAAGACGUGACUUGAAAGUUGCAGUGGUCGGAAUUCCGAAGACAAUCGAUAAUGAUAUUCCUGUUAUUGAUAAGUCAAUUGGUUUUGACACUGCUGUUGAAGAGGCACAAAGAGCCAUUAAUUCUGCCCAUGUGGAAGCAGAGAGUGCUGAGAAUGGUAUCGGUGUUGUGAAGCUAAUGGGACGUUGCAGUGGAUUUAUAGCCAUGUAUGCAACUCUUGCGAGCCGAGAUGUGGACUGUUGUUUGAUUCCUGAGUCACCCUUUUACCUCGAGGGACCUGGUGGACUUCUGGAGUUCAUUGAGAAAAGACUGAGAGAACAAGGACACAUGGUUAUAGUAAUAGCUGAAGGUGCAGGUCAGGAGCUAAUUCCUCGUAAUGACACAUCUAAUAAGAAUAAGCCCGAUGCUUCUCCUGAUGACUUGGUUCAGGAUGUCGGUCUGUGGUUAUCUCAGAAAAUUAAGGAUCACUUUGAAAGAAGUAAAAAAAUUAUAAAUCUGAAGUACAUCGAUCCUACUUACAUGAUCCGUGCAAUUCCAAGUAAUGCAUCUGAUAAUGUGUUCUGCACCCUACUUGCUCAAAGUGCCGUUCAUGGCGCAAUGGCUGGAUACACAGGCUUCACAGUCGGCCCAGUUAAUGGCAGAAAUUGUUAUAUUCCCUUUCAUCUUAUAAACGAGGGACAGAAGAGGGUUGUGAUAACAGACAGGAUGUGGGCAAGGUUACUAUCCUCCACCCAUCAGCCCAGCUUUGUGAACCCUCAACAUAUCACAGAAGAAGCAAAAGUAGAAUGAACAAAAACACGUUAUAUCAGAAGUAGAACAAAGUGUUUUGUGUUUUAGUUAUAAAUUAUAAUAAUGCCUUUAAAAUUGGCGAGUUGCUUCAGCAAAUUUAAUGCUUCCAAGUUCUAACAGCAAGUUACACAAUUGACACAAGACAUAAAAAAUGAGUACAUCUAUCUAUAUUUACAAAUUUCUGAAAGUGUCAAAUUGUACAUCUUACAAAUAAAUAGAGAGAGAUUUGCACAA
This is a messenger RNA of Medicago truncatula (barrel medic), 1718 nucleotides long. RefSeq names its product ATP-dependent 6-phosphofructokinase 7. The transcript has 12 exons. Gene Ontology annotation, molecular function: 6-phosphofructokinase activity; ATP binding. The record is from RefSeq and is a predicted model, not a curated record. Lineage: Eukaryota; Viridiplantae; Streptophyta; Magnoliopsida; Fabales; Fabaceae. Gene Ontology annotation, biological process: glycolytic process; fructose 6-phosphate metabolic process. The coding region runs from base 87 to 1484 and encodes 465 amino acids.